Messenger RNA from Larimichthys crocea (large yellow croaker), 4127 nucleotides. RefSeq names its product ADAM metallopeptidase domain 17a (gene adam17a). NCBI's taxonomy places the organism in Eukaryota, Metazoa, Chordata, Actinopteri, Sciaenidae. Gene Ontology annotation, biological process: membrane protein ectodomain proteolysis; Notch signaling pathway. The coding region runs from base 115 to 2754 and encodes 879 amino acids. Gene Ontology annotation, cellular component: plasma membrane. Gene Ontology annotation, molecular function: metalloendopeptidase activity. The record is from RefSeq and is a predicted model, not a curated record. The transcript is spliced from 20 exons.
CUACCCGAGUGCGCAAAAAGAAAAAGGCGGAUGUUUUCCAACGGGCGCACUUCCGGGUCGACUAAACUUGUGACAAUGACAGCGCCAGUAUAGCCGACGGAGCUUCCCCUGAAAAUGAGGAAUAUCGUGUUAAUUGUCCUCCUGGCUCCUUGUUGGGUCGACGGUGCGAUUAGGUCGAGAGUCACCGAGGAGGAGAACCGAGAAGAAAACCCGGAGCUGGAUGCUCUGAACUCCAUCCUGUCAGAUUUUGAGGUGCUGCCGUUGUCAGGCCUCCAGCUGCACUCUGUGAGGAAGAGGGACGUCCACACCGAGUCCCACCUGGAGCGCCUGGUGAGCUUCAGAGCCCUGCACAGACAGUUCAAGCUUUAUUUGACCACCAACACAGGCCUUUUCACUGACAACUUCAAAGCUGUGUUUGUCGAUAAACACGGAAAGGAGAAGAACUACGAUGUCCAACUUCAGAACUACUUCACUGGGCAUGUUGUAGGAGAGGAGAAUUCGCGUGUGCAGGCACACAUAGAAGGAGACGAGUUUUCUGCUCACAUUCUAACAGAUGAAGCCGAGUACAACGUAGAGCCUCUUUGGAGGUUUACAGAUUCUCCAACUGAUGGCAGGUUGCUGGUUUAUCGCUCGGACGACAUAAAAAAUCUGAGCCGCAUCGCCUCUCCAAAAGUGUGUGGUUACGUUCACGCAGAGUCCAAGGACCUGCUGCCACAGACUGCCAGGGAGGACUGGGACGGGCAGGAGGAGGUGAACCAGGAAAAGGAGUAUCAUCACAGAGCGAAGAGGCAGGCUCACGACCACAGGAAAAACACCUGCCCCCUGUUGCUGGUUGCAGAUUACCGCUUCUUUAGACACAUGGGCCGCGGACAAGAGAGUGUCACACUCAACUACCUGAUUGAGCUCAUUGAUCGCGUUGAUGACAUUUAUAGAAACACAACUUGGAACGAUGAAUUCAAAGGCUAUGGGGUCCAGAUCCAUCAGAUCAUCAUCAACAAAGAGCCUACAAAGCCUCCCCCUGGCCAUGCUGGAACCGGCUGGGUCCAUUAUAACAUGGAGAACAGCCCUGUGAGCGGAAAGCAGGUCUGGGAUGUGAAGAAACUUCUGGAGCAAUUCAGCUCAGACAUCGCUGACAACGCCUCCACUGUGUGUCUGGCCCACCUAUUCACCUACCAGGAUUUCGAUGAAGGCACACUAGGGCUGGCCUACGUCGCCCCCUCCAAACCUCAGGCCCUGGGUGGCCUCUGCCCAAAACCAUACUACCCAUCACACUCUGUAAAGAAGCCCAGUUACCUCAACACAGGCCUGACCAGCACCAAGAACUAUGGCAAAACCAUCCUAACAAAGGAGGCAGAUUUGGUGACCACUCAUGAGCUGGGCCAUAACUUUGGAGCAGAGCAUGAUCCUGACAACAUCCCUUACUGUGCUCCCAGUGACGAUGAUGGGGGGAAGUUUGUCAUGUACCCUAUUGCUGUGAGCGGCGACCAUGUUAACAACAAGCGUUUCUCCAAUUGCAGCAAGAUAUCUGUAGGAAAGACGUUACGUUUCAAGGCUCCCGUGUGCUUCAAGGAGAGGAACAGUAAGGUAUGUGGGAACUCCAGAGUGGAGGAGGGAGAGCAGUGCGACCCGGGGCUACUCCACCUCAACGACGACCCCUGCUGCUCAUCCGACUGCAAAUUCAAGCACAAGUCACAGUGCAGCGACAGAAACAGCCCUUGCUGUAGAAAUUGCAAGUUUGAGCAGGCAGGUGUGAGGUGCCAGGAAGCCAUAAGUGCUACCUGUAAAGGCAUAUCCUCCUGUACAGGCAACAGCAGUAAAUGUCCACCUCCUGAAAACGCCAUGGACAACAUGGUGUGUGUUGACAACGGCCGGUGUCACAACGGAGAGUGCAACCCUUUCUGUGAGGCCGUGCAGAACCUUCAGUCCUGUGCCUGCAACGAGACGGAGGACUCCUGUAAAGUGUGCUGCAGGAGAAAAGAUGGCACCUGCUCUCCCUUCAUGCAGCGCGACGGCAGCUUCCUUUACCUUCGCAAAGGAAAACCAUGCACUGUGGGCUUCUGCGACGAGAGCGGAAAGUGCAUGAAGCAGGUGCAGGACGUGAUCGAGAGGUUGUGGGAUUUUAUUGACAAGUUGGACAUUAAUACGUUUGGGAAGUUCCUGGCUGAUAACAUAGUGGGCUCCGUCGUGGUGUUUUCCCUCAUCUUCUGGAUUCCUCUCAGCAUCCUGGUUCACUGCGUGGACAAACGACUUGACCAGCAAUAUGAGGAGAACACAAAGUGCUUCUACUACCCUCCAAGUCAGAUGGUGGAAGUUUGUAGUAGAGCUCCCGCCAUAGAGUCAAGAAAUGCUGAGCAACCUCGAGUCAGCAUCCGUGCGCAUCGUCAAGCCUCCUCAGCCUCCCUUCUUCUCCGGCGCCCGGACCGCGCCCUCCUCCCUCCCACAGCAGCAGCAGCUUCAGCAGGCCAGCCAGGUCGGGGCAACUCCCGCGGCCAACAGCAGCAACAGCAACAACAGCAGUACCCAGGACCCCGGCCCGAGCUGCGGCCUCACCCUGGACAGCGCAGGGGGCCUGCGGAUGGCCACCAUCCAGGAGGACACCAGCAGCGACUCUCACCUGGGAGAGGAGGGCCUGUCGGACGAUUUCACAACCGCAGGAGCCUGCUCGUCGGCUAUGAAAUCCUCCUACGAGGAUCUGACAGAACAGAGCCAUCCAACCAGGGACCGACGGCGCCUCAAGAGACAGGAGUGCAUUGACUCUAAAGAGACAGAGUGCUGAGAGCAAACGACCAGUACUGAUACGUGUUUUAGGGAACAUGCAAACACACGGCGCCUCAUAUGCAUUUAAACACAAAGCACAGACAGCAACUAUUACAUCCUCAUGUUUUGUAGGUUAGAUUUAAAACUAAGAACAAGAUUUCAGCCAACACUAGAUGUGGAUUUUAUUCACUCAACCAUACAGAUAACAUACGAGUAGUCUCAAAUCCCUGUGACUGCUAUCAAAAUACUUACUGGUCCAGUUAGAUGGGUGGUUCCUCGGCACAGGUCUGUGGAAAUUAAUCUACCACGGGCUGAUCGCCCAAACAUAUCAUGAAGUUCAUUUAUCCAGUGGCUGGUUUCAGUUAUCUCUCUAGUGGCUCUAUCUACCUUUUGUGUCCUGUUUUUUUCCCCUUAAAGAAGCUGUGAUUGUGGAUCAAAACUUUAAAAAACAAAGCAUCAUGUUAACGGCUUCAGCCUUUCAUUUCCUCCCUUUUUAAAGUACUGUCGUACCAGUUUGCACCACUAACUGCUUAACACGCGAAUGAUGUAACAUAAUAUCGAUGUUGUAGAUGUGGUUGUUUUCCCUGUGAAAGGAAACAUUUCAGUGUGAUAUAUAUAUUAAUCAGCAAACGCUGAAAUUUGACCUAAAAUGACCUGAAUCUGUGUGUCAUAACUGCACUAGAAGUAUUUUUCACAUCACUGGAAGAAAUAAGUUGUAUACAUGUUUUAAUGUGUUGUGUCAUCAGUGGCUUCUUUUGAAGACUCGCAGGCUUGUAUAAUAUUUUGCCCCCUUUUGUACUACAUUGUUAAUACUGUGCAAGGAUUGAGUGGUGGUCUCCAUCAGUGUUACACUUGUUUUAUUUGUCAUUGUGUGGUUUGAUCGUGCUAUGAAACGACACGGUGCCUUUUUCAGAUCUCGUGCCUAACCGUUCCGACUAAUUUCUGUGUUUACCAGUACACGAACAUAAAUCUGGACAAUCCUGAAUUUUAGUAACUGUCCGAGGUGCUUGAAUGUUAUUUUUGCGCUUGGUUUUCUGUCCUUGUGCCAAUGUGAGUUAUGCACCUCUCUCUCUCUGAUUUAAUGCCGUCUCACCACCGUUGCCUGCUGUCACGUUAAAAUUGUGAAAUAUAUAUUUAACUGUAGGUCAAGGAAAAAAAAAAGUAGACUGUGUAGGUAACAGACUCUACCGGAUGAUGUGAACUGUUAAAGAACGAGCAGAUGUUCUGUGUCAUAUAUUCUUAUGAUGUGUAUAUUCAUGUUUCUCUGCGUAUAAAUGUCCACUUAUGAGUUCCUUCCUUUUUUUUUUUUAGUUUCUUCCUUGUAUUACGUCUCACACAUCUCAAAAUAAAAAUCUUUAUUGUGUAUUUUA